CCCCCAUUUCCGGUGCAAGGCGAACCAAGGCGGGGUGGGGCGCGCUUCGGCUGCUGCUGGGGCGAGCGAGCUGAGGGAGGCCAGCCAUGGCCCAGGCAGCCUUUGCCAGCUUGGUCACCAAGGAACUGUGUGCGGCCGGGGGCAGCCUGGAGCUGGGCGAGCUGGCCCGGCGGCUCCCGGGCGGCAUUAGCGAGGAUGCCCUGGAGAAGACGCUGCGCAAACUGGCCCCGGGGCGCUUCGUGCUGAGGACGCGCGGGGGGAGCUGCGAAGGGGAAGCCCAGGGCGGCGGCGGAGGGGACGGCAGCAGCUCGGAGAAGCGGGUGCUGGUGGCCGCCAGCGGCGCGAGGCUGUGCCAGGCGUACUCGACCACUUGCGACGGCUUUUGCGGGCAGCUGCACCUCUGCAAGUUUUUCCUCUAUGGAAACUGCAGAUUCUCGAAUAUCGGGAAACAAUGUAAAUAUAGCCACAGCAUUGAUUCUAUACACAACACGAAUGUCUUGAAAAGCCAUGGAAUAGGACACCUCAAUUUGAACGAAUUAAGUCAGCUUUUGCUUCAGAAUGAUUCUACGCUGUUGCCAGAGAUCUGCGUGCACUAUAAUAAAGGAGAUGGGCAGUAUGGUUCUUGUACCUUUAAAAAUACUUGUGCCAAACUCCACCUGUGCCAUUAUUACUUGCAGGGAAACUGUAAGUUUGGCAGCAGCUGCAAACGGUCCCAUGUCUUUAAUUCCACAUGUCAGGAGAAGUUGGGAAAGUGGGGGCUUAGUGCUGCUAUCAUUAAAAGGUUGCCUUCCACUUAUAGAAAUGCUUUUGACAUCAAAAAUGAAAGCUCAGCAACAUCUGAAAAAGAAAGAAGAUGUAGUAGUGACUCUGUACCUGCCACCGCCCCUAAAAGCGAUGAAGAGAAUGAUCAGAUCUGCUUGUACCACAUUAGGAAGGCUUGUAGCUUUAAAGAUAAGUGUUUUAAAGUCCACUUUCAUUUGCCAUAUAGAUGGCAGUUUCUUGAUGGGAAAACUUGGAAGGAUUUGGAAGAAGUGGAAGAGAUUGAAAAGGCAUACUGUGACCCCAGUAAAAGCUGUUUUCUUACUAAGGUUGCAUGGAGCCCUGGGAUUGCCUCCGUAAACUUUGAUAACAUGACUUGUGCCCAUUACAAAGCUCGGCGUCUCUCCACAGCUUCUUCCGUUGUCAGGCCUCCACACUUCAUCCUCACGACUGAGUGGCUUUGGUAUUGGAAAAAUGAUCGUGAUUUGUGGCAGGAGUAUGGCCUAAAGGUGGAAAGAAGUCUUUGCUUCCAUUCCAACAAACAACUCUUGGUUUGGUUGUGGGCAGAUCAAACAGUACAGUGUGUAGCCACCCAUUUAUCUGAUGAGGAAACUGAGACUCUGGAGAGAUGGAGUGACUUGCCCUUGGUCACAUCACUAUUAAUGUCACAGGGUGCUGAACGCCAUGCAGCUGAUGUUAGCAGCAGUGACGUGGAGAAGGCCUACUUGAGCCAGGAGUCACCUAUCUUUCAGUUCUCAGUUGGAAAGCACAACUAUGAGUUGAAUUUCAAAGCCAUGACUCAGAAAAGCUUACACUAUGGCACUGUCAGAAAUGUUUGUCGGAGACCGAAAUAUGUCUCUCCUGAGAAUGUGAAGACGAAGCAGACUCGUGGUGACAUAUCAGAGGCCCCAAGGGAUAUUCCAUCUCAUUGGGAUAUGUCUGCAUUGCCGGACCUGGGAUUUAAGCGAAUCCUGCUAUCCCCCUCCUCUGGAGAGUAUCUGCAGGUCCAAGAGAAGUUUUGUCGUACAAUGCCUAAAUACACCAUUCAUAAGAUCGAGAGAAUCCAGAACCCAACACUCUGGGAAGUGUAUCAGUGGCAGAAAGUACAGAUGAAGAAGAGUAAUGGAGGGCAGGAAGUGGAUGAGAGGUUUCUGUUUCAUGGCACCAGUCUCGAGUAUGUUGAUGCCAUCUGCCAUCAGAAUUUUGACUGGAGGAUCUCUGGUCUUCAUGGUACUAGCUAUGGCAAAGGAAGCUACUUCGCCCGAGAUGCUGCUUAUUCCCACCACUAUAGCAAGCCUUCCCUGAAAUUCCAUCCCAUGUUCUUGGCCCGGGUUUUGGUGGGAGAGUUUACCAGGGGCAGUUCCUCCUAUCUGCGACCUCCUCCCAAAGAAGGUCAGAGCAACAUCUUCUACAACAGCUGCGUGAACAGUAUGAGCGAUCCUUCCAUCUUUGUGGUCUUUGAGAAGCACCAGAUCUACCCGGAAUAUCUCAUUUGGUACUGAACCUCCCAUGGAAAGCUUGAUCUAUCUGACUCUACUUUCUUGAAAUCAGCUAGUUCUAAAAUGAAGGUUUGGGGACAUGUACAUUUCUCUGCUUCUUCUGGCCUCUUCUUUCUUAAAGUGGAGAAAGGGCCUAUGCAUUGUUUUUGAAAAACAUUUUUAAAAAGUUUCAAUGUCCUACUUUGCACUGAUUUCUUUAUAUAGGUAUAUCACUGACUUUUUGCUAAAGGAAGAUUUUCCCUCACAGAUCUCCCAUAGAUUGUUUACUUCUUCUUACUAUACUGUAACAUCAACAACAGAGUAACUGAUGAGUACGUGGUGAUAACCAAGCCUGUUGUUUUCCUUUUUAACUGCGCCAGGCUUUUAUUUGUCUUAGUUAACUAUUCUGACAUCUGAGUGCUUUACUGGUAAGAGCAGAAUUGCACUAAUUCUUUAAAAAAAUCUUUUUUUGAGAUCUUGUAUUUUUAUAUUACCUUCAUUUCUGAAUCUAUCCCUUCCCUGCCUCACAAGCUGUGUCUUGUGACAUUAACUAAAAAAGAGCAGCUCAGCAAUAUUAAACAAUAUAUCGGCUUAGCUUGGCAACAUAUGCAGUGUUCCUCACCUGUAGCCCCCCACCUCUUCAAAGAAGGCAGUGCUUUCCUUAAAGGCUAGUUUUAGUGUGGUGAUAUACUAAUGACCCAACAUUUAGCCCUUUAACAUCUGCUAUUUGCACUUGCCUUCUCUCUCUGCCUAUGCUUUAAAUCAUGGCUGGUAGGAACUGGAAAUGUAUCUGCCAAACUUGGCUGCAAACAUAUGUUUGUGUUCUACUAUAUCGACUUAAGGCAGAAGCCCAUAAAUGAUUCUUCCAUUACUGGGGUUAUCAAUUGGGAUUUUACAAAAUUAAUUGCUAUUCUGUGGUGUAGACUAACCAUUUAUACCCAUUGGCACCCAACUUAGCCACUUUACCUUUAGUCAGUAGUAUGAAACGUCAUUCAGGCUGGUUAGGAGCAAGUCAUAUUGUUGAGUGUGAGUUUUAUAUGUGCGUGAACCUAUGUGAAUGUAUUGCACGAAUGAGUAUGGAAAUAAAAGGAAAUUUUUCUCCAAAUGGA
Molecule: messenger RNA, 3346 nt
Organism: Phascolarctos cinereus (koala)
Lineage: Eukaryota; Metazoa; Chordata; Mammalia; Diprotodontia; Phascolarctidae
Gene: PARP12
Product: poly(ADP-ribose) polymerase family member 12
Cellular component (GO): nucleus
Molecular function (GO): NAD+ poly-ADP-ribosyltransferase activity; metal ion binding
Source: RefSeq, a predicted model, not a curated record